AUGAAUUCUCGUUUUAGUGUUUAUACUAGAGAUCCAUAUGAAACAACAGGAAUGCAAACAAUGUCUAAAACAAUGACAAGCACAAUGUCAUUCAGAAAGAGAGCUAUGGAAGAAUCUGGACUUGCUCGCAAAAUUAGAAGAGAUUUACACGAGCACGAUCCAGAUGCUGUCAAAAGAGCUAAAACACAACGAACAACAAAAAUUCAAAUGAAAAAAAUUUCAAGAGAUCAAAUCUUAUCAUUGUUAAUGAGCCAAGAUGCUGUCAAUACAGAAAAAAUACGCGAAAAUUUAAUAGAUUAUGCUACAAAUGAAAUGAAUUUAGAUAGAAAAACAGCAGAAUCAGUUUAUGGAAAUAGUACUCUUAUAACAACAGAAUCUAAUCCAAGCAAAUCAGUAUUCAGAAUCAGAAUCAAAAUAUAA
Messenger RNA from Trichomonas vaginalis G3, 420 nucleotides. RefSeq lists its product as uncharacterized. NCBI's taxonomy places the organism in Eukaryota, Parabasalia, Trichomonadida, Trichomonadidae. Bases 1 to 420 code for a protein of 139 amino acids. The transcript has a single exon. The record is from RefSeq and is a predicted model, not a curated record.